Molecule: messenger RNA, 200 nt
Organism: Sphaeroforma arctica JP610
Lineage: Eukaryota; Ichthyosporea; Ichthyophonida
Exons: 1
Source: RefSeq, a predicted model, not a curated record
AUGUACACACACGCACAGAGAGAGUCUACCAGGAACACGCCCAGAGGAGAGGCGCGAGCGCAGGCACACAGACACACACAAUCACACACACAUACACAGCCGAGGCUGCCGCAGCGACACCUGCACGGAUCACUGGGCCCGUCCACUGCUGAGUACGCGGGGGGGCACUACGACAGUGCGUCGGCCGAUGAUGAAUUGGG